AUGGGCUUGGCCACGCAGCAGGUCAACGUGGCGGGCUUCGAUUUCUGUAUCGCGGUUGGCGAUUUGACUAAUGAUCGGUUAGUUUUUUGCGCAGGGUUGUCAAUGGCACUGCUCACAUCACGCAAACUUAACAGGUUCGACUACGAGAUCCAGGCUUUCCAGGACACCUACCCUGAAUUCAAGUUGCCUGUCCACCUUCUCCCCGGCAACCAUGAUAUCAACGACGUUGCAUCACUUGAACAAUUCAGCCAGGACUAUAAUGUCAGCGACCACCACGCCUUCACCCACCUGGGAUACCGUUUCAUUCUCUUAGACUCCGUCACCUUGAUAACCAAUCUCCCUGAAUUUGAGAACUAUACCACUGCAGAGUGGAACUGGUUUGAAAAUCAGCUUAAAGCGGCCGCUCACGCACACGAACAAAUAAUCAUCGCCCAUCAUCACCUCCCUUUCGAAGUCACGGAGGAUGAGCCUGACUCUUACUGGAAUUUCCCGACCCGCGUCCGUGGCAAGUACCUCGAUCUCAUCAGGCAGUACAACGUUCACCAUAUCCUUGUCGGACAUCGCCAUGAGACCUUCAAUAUCCAACCUGCUGAUAAAGCGUUCACUAUCUAUGUUGUUGCUGGUACCGCUAGAUUCUUUGAUAACAAUGGGUUUGGAAUCAACUAUUUCAGUAUUACUGGAGAGGAUUCGGCCACGGAUGUGUCGCAGGAGUACGUCCAUUUGGAAGGCGUUACUCACAUGAAGAGGUCGGAGGGUCUACCCAACGGCUGCCCGGAUAUUUUCGCACACUGA
This is a messenger RNA of Penicillium riverlandense, 792 nucleotides long. RefSeq names its product metallophosphoesterase family protein. Gene Ontology annotation, molecular function: hydrolase activity. The record is from RefSeq and is a predicted model, not a curated record. NCBI's taxonomy places the organism in Eukaryota, Fungi, Ascomycota, Eurotiomycetes, Eurotiales, Aspergillaceae. The transcript has a single exon. Bases 1 to 792 code for a protein of 263 amino acids.